GUGCCGGGCUUCCGCGAGGUCGGCAGCGUUAGGGCGUCCCGCACAGCGUUCUGCCCCGUCCAGGAGAAGCCAACCCAUCCCGUGAUGCCCGCCCCGCCGUGCUCUUCCUGCCAUGCGGCACGUGCCGCCCUCCGCCGUCCAAGCUCGGGGUGCGCGCUGUGCGGCCCCUGCUUCUGCACCGCCUUCGAGGCCGAGGUGCUGCACACGGUGCUCGCUGGCCGCCUGCUGCCGCCCGGCGCCGUGGUGGCCGUGGGCGCCUCGGGAGGCAAGGACUCCACCGUGCUGGCGCACGUGCUGCGCGAGCUCACGCCCCGCCUGGGCAUCUCGCUGCGCCUGGUGGCCGUAGACGAGGGCAUCGGCGGCUACCGGGACGCGGCGCUGGCGGCCGUGCGGCGCCAGGCUGCGCGCUGGGAGCUACCGCUCACCAUCGUGGCCUACGCGGACCUCUUCGGGGGCUGGACGAUGGACGCCGUGGCCCGCAGCACGGCCGGCUCUGGCCGCAGCCGCUCCUGCUGCACCUUCUGCGGGGUGCUGCGACGCCGAGCGCUGGAGGAAGGGGCACGCCUUGUGGGAGCCACGCACAUUGUGACGGGACACAACGCUGACGACAUGGCCGAGACUGUGCUCAUGAACUUCCUGCGGGGCGACGUGGGGCGGCUGGCCCGGGGCGGGGGCCUGGGCUCCCCGGGCGAGGGGGGCGCCCUGCCGCGCUGCCGCCCGCUGCAGUUCGCCUCGCAGAAGGAAGUGGUGCUGUACGCGCACUUUCGUCGCCUCGACUACUUCUCCGAGGAGUGCGUCUACGCGCCCGAGGCCUUCCGCCCAAACUACAGUAACACUUAG
This is a messenger RNA of Galeopterus variegatus (Sunda flying lemur), 840 nucleotides long. RefSeq names its product cytosolic thiouridylase subunit 1 (gene CTU1). Gene Ontology annotation, cellular component: cytosolic tRNA wobble base thiouridylase complex; mitochondrion. Gene Ontology annotation, molecular function: tRNA binding. The coding region runs from base 85 to 840 and encodes 251 amino acids. The transcript is spliced from 5 exons. Gene Ontology annotation, biological process: tRNA wobble position uridine thiolation. The record is from RefSeq and is a predicted model, not a curated record. Lineage: Eukaryota; Metazoa; Chordata; Mammalia; Dermoptera; Cynocephalidae.